GCUGCGGUUCCAAAAGUAUAAUCCAAUCAGAAGUGAUUAUCUCUCAACCGUUGUACAACUGUUGAGUUGUCUAAACGCACCCAUAGACGUAUUUUAGUAGCAGAAACCAGGCCAAGUGGAUCGGCCAGACUAACAAAUAAAAAAAAGUGGCUUCAUUAUGAAUCCAUGGAAUUUAUGAGAGACUCUCUCCUUAUAAAAAAAACUGAAACGUCAACUUUAGAAAUAGCAGAUAAUUCUACUGAAUUACUCGAUGAUCAGUCGUCGCAAGCGUCUUCUAGUGAUAACUCAAGAAAAAGAAAAAAUAGUAAAAGCGAACGUUUAGAAAUACUGUCUAAAUUCGCCGACUCACUUGCAACACCAAUUUCGUCUCUCGUAUUAUCGCCUCCACCACAGCGACAACAAGAUGAGAUUAGUGCCUUUCUGGAAUUUCAAGGAUAUAGAUUAAGAACUAUGGAUGAAAGAAAACAAAGUGUCAUGCAAAUGAUUUUUAAUAUUAUUAAUGAGGAUGACUCUUAAGAUUAAUAUAUGCAGAAAUUAUAAUAACGUAUAAAAUAAAUAAAUGAUAAUUAAAUAAGUGAUAAAUGAGGUGUGACCUCCGGCUCCUUUUGGUAACUCCAAUAAAUAGAAUUAAUUAGCAGGGCAAUAAUGAGCCAUGGCAGGAUGUUGUGCCGUAGAAAAAUUAAAAAAUGUAAUUGAGA
Messenger RNA from Pseudomyrmex gracilis, 698 nucleotides. RefSeq lists its product as uncharacterized. The transcript has 3 exons. NCBI's taxonomy places the organism in Eukaryota, Metazoa, Arthropoda, Insecta, Hymenoptera, Formicidae. The coding region runs from base 166 to 516 and encodes 116 amino acids. The record is from RefSeq and is a predicted model, not a curated record.